Messenger RNA from Coregonus clupeaformis (lake whitefish), 4375 nucleotides. Its product is annotated as vasculin. The record is from RefSeq and is a predicted model, not a curated record. Gene Ontology annotation, molecular function: DNA binding; RNA binding. The transcript has 11 exons. Gene Ontology annotation, cellular component: nucleus. The coding region runs from base 2780 to 3991 and encodes 403 amino acids. NCBI's taxonomy places the organism in Eukaryota, Metazoa, Chordata, Actinopteri, Salmoniformes, Salmonidae. Gene Ontology annotation, biological process: DNA-templated transcription; positive regulation of DNA-templated transcription.
CAUUUUGGGACGGAGAGAAGCAAAAGCGGCAAUUUUAUUUAUUUUUAAAAGCAAUGAAUUUGCAAACACUUUAAGUUAAUGAGAUGAUCAAUGUGGAAAGUCUGAUAAAUAAAUAUCAGCGUCUUGGCCAUUUGUUACGAAAUAACAAAAAAGCGAAUGACAACUGUCAAAGGGGGCACGAGAUAGUAAGCUGUGACUGAUUCGGCAGGUUACCUACAAGCUAACGACGCUAGCUAGCUAACGUUAGCAAGAAGUCAAUGACUGCAAUGUAUCUACUAACUCUAGCGAAGUUAUCGGGAGAGCGUUGACAUCAUUGAAAGUGGUGAUGACAGUAAUCCGGAUGACAACUAUACCAGGAUGAGGACUUGCAGAUGUCACGCUCCUUCCAAAAGCCUAAUCUCUGAUGAAGCAAGCUAAAUGACAUGUUGUUUGCUUAGUUAGCUAGCUACAUGCCAAUUGGAUAGGCUACCCUCAUGUAUCUGAAAAUACAUGAUCAAUUGAUGUUUACAUGAAAAGCAUGCAGUUACUUGCUGUAUAAUUCUGAUGAUAUAGCUAAAUGUGGAAUAAUCAGAAAUGUGUUGUUGUGACUACGCUCUUCAAGAGGUGAUGAUAUUAAAACCAAACAUUUAUUUAACAAUCCCUUGAAAACGGCACAUAGUUGUCAAUGGUUUUAGCUCUCCUUGUUACCCAGAAGCCAAAUUGAACGCUCUGCACCGUUUUAUUCCUAACGACCUAUCGAAAAUGAAGAUGCUGGAGAUGGGGUCUGUGGGCAGGUGAACAGCCUCACUUCAUAGGAUAUCCCAAUUGUCAAGGAAGACAGACAUAGGACUUGCUACUAUUGGCUCAACGUCCGUGUUGCAUGGGAUAAGCAGCAUCUGAACAUGUGGACUGGUUUUGUGGAAUUACAAAGUACUAUUUUAUUUUGCAUUUUAUUUGAGACUUUGUGAUAUUAUGUGGACAUACGUAAUGCACUGACCUGCUUUAGUCUCCUCUUCCUCUUUACAAGUCUUCCAUAUGUUUCUGAAAAAUGCAUCAUGUACACACACAUGAUUGAAAGCUGUAGUUACUGUUAGCUAGCUAACUUUAUUUUUGGCAACAUGUGAUCACACUAACAUUUUUAUUGUCUGAUUAAAAAAUUAAUAAUAAUUUUAAUGGUAUCAGGGCAGUACAAACCCCCAGCAAAAUCACUGAAUCCUUCCUAAAGGGUUCAGAGCAAAUCCACCCCAAUGUCUCCUUUGUAAAAUUGGACGAGAAUGUCAUUGGAUUUCCUUCAACAUCUCUGAAGGACUCUUCAUCAUUCUGGGAACUGGAAUUACAUGUAAAAACAUUUUGUAAAUGACCCUAUCUGCACGAUACAUGUGGGGAGCAGAUUAACUGGAUAAGAACUGAUUGUGAGAAGGAAAACACUGGGAUAAUCUUGGGAUUACAGCGCGGCAGACGCCUAUGCUCAGUCCUCCAUAGCUGGUUUAUAAGUGCAGACGAAGAAUAUCAAGGAUCUGGAAGGAUUGUGUAUGGAGGAAUUCUCUUAAGAUCCCUCCCAAUAAUGUUCUGAAACUCAUAAAACAUUUUAGUAAAAGGCUCAGUGCCGUUAUCCUCGCAAGGUGAGGUAUUGAAAACAGGAGUGUCAAUAAUUGUUAAUAUUACUAUGUAUAAUCAUUUUAGCAUACAAUAUAGCUCAGUAUUUGAAUUAUUUAUUUUAUAGUCAUUUUUGCUCAUCUUUAUCAAGGGUCUAAUAAUGUCGGACCCCACUGUAGGUCUCUAGUGAAAGGAACAAUAUGCUGCUGGUUGUCUCUCGAUUGUGACUGACGGCUUGGUAUCUGACUAGACGGUCGUGUUGAGAAUAAUUCAAACACUGUCUGGCUUUUGAAAUGCGUUUGCAGAUUUCCUUGUUUUCUCAUGUUUUGGUUUUGAAGGGAUCAAAACACCUCACAGUUGAAAGCAGUUAAUGAAUAAUCAUUUUUCUCACAUAGAGGUCCCUUCUAUGCUUUGGUCUCUUGUCACCAUGCUUAUGUUGCUCUGUGUGUGGCACAAAAACACAACACUUUUCACAGUCUAGAACAUUGAGUUAAUUAAAUAUCUAUAACAUAGUUGAACAAAGCAUUGUUUUCCGAUAGCAGGAUGCAUUUCCUAUAGUAGACACACAUGCCCAGAGGAAUAUAAGCCUUGGCUAUUUCUCACACACAGCAUCUCAGGUUCAUGUUUGAAUUGUUGUAAUUUUGUCAGCCAGUAGUAGCCUAUUCUAGUAUUUUACAUUUCCAUCCACAACUGUGUAUUUGUAAGACUGCUAACUGAUGACCAACCCUGAGAUAACCUUUUGCUAACCUCCUGAUGUGACACUGUCAUGGUCCUACCUAUCUCCAUCAGUCAGGCACUGAACUGAUGAAUUGCACUCUGCUGCAUCAGCUCAGACUUCCAUUGAACUCUGUUUCAUGUUCCGCAAGGGUUGGAUGACACUCUCCUGUCCACAUGAAUAUUAUCUCUGCUGUCUGCUACGCCUAAUGGGAAGCGAAAGGGACUGGAGCAGGAAAAACUCCAUUCUGUCACGUUGCAUUGUAUCGGUUGGUUAGUUAGUAGUGUGCCACUUGAAAGAGAAUUCAGUUGAGAAAUCAUUGGGCCUAAUGCCCAUAAACACACUCAUGAUGCCUGGAGAUGGCUCAGCUACUACACUCUCUCUCUAACACGCCACAGCGCCUCUUUCUCUCGCUCUCUUGCUCUCAUUUAGGGGCUGGAAAAAUGAGGUGUUGAUGUCUUACCUACCUCACUGGAGACGGAAACCUAAAUGGCGCAGCAUGACUUCACUCCAGCCUGGCUUAAUUUUCCCACAGCACCCUUAUCAGCCCAGCCCUCUCAGGUCUAUGACAAGCCUUUCGAGUCUCCUGCCGAACGUCUGGACAGCCAAGGGGAUGUGAGUCGCAAACGCCACAACUCAUCAGAUGGCUCAGAGUCUGUCAACAGACACACUGAGGGAGGCUACUCCAGGAACGGAUGGAGAGUCCGGAAUGGCAGCGAGGGCUCGAGCUCAUGCUCUCCCCUUCAGCAAGGCGGACCCCCGCCCCGCUCCAAGAGCAAAGGCCUGCCGGAGGACCAGCGAGGCCACAGGGACGACGGGGACAAACGCAAGCAGUUUGAAGCUGAAGACUUUCCCUCACUCAAUCCUAAUGCAGAACGAGAGGUUAACCAUAAAGCUGUUGCCACUGGAGUAUGGGAACACCCGCCCAACCCUCAAUCCAGGGGCUCUAAAAUGAUGGUGAUCAAACGCGUCUCCAAGGAGGAGCCCACAACAGCAACGUCCUGCACGGCCACGCCCCAACAACAACAAGCCUUGUCCCGCAACGGCCCCUCCAUCUACAAGGCCCCCAUCCCAAACUCUGUCAGUCUUCCAGUUAAGGCGAGUCGCUCCAGCUCAUCGUCCCCAGUGAACAAGGGCAGUCAGCCGCGGCUCAUGAUGCGUCUGACACGCAUGCGCUUGGACCGCAAGAGCCACUUCCUCAAAGCCCUCAAACAGGACAUGGUGGACGAGGAGGACCUCCAUCAUAACUGCAAGGUUGACGAGGGCUUCUAUCUGCAGAACAGCAACGUGGGCCGCGGGGACGAGAACCAGAACCGGUGCGAGCACAGCGUCUCUCAGGAAAACGGCAACACGACCACAAUAACCAUGAAGCAACAGGUGCUGUGCUCUUCCACCUUCCCCCAGCAGGAGGUGCUGUCCAGCUCUCUGGAGGCAGAGCAUAGGUUAUUGAAAGAGAUGGGUUGGCAGGAGGAGAGUGACAAUGAUGAGACGUGUGCCCCUCUGACAGAGGACGAAAUGAGGGAGUUCCAGGCUAUCAGUGAACAGCUGCAGAAGAACGGUCUAAGGAGAAAUGGCCUCUUGAAGAACAGCCCUCCCAUAGACUCCCUGGCCGUGUGGAAGACCAGCAACCUCAAAAUGGCCACCGACACCACGGAGGAGACAGAGACCAGCAGCAGCGACACCUCUGACGACGAUGCCUAAAGCAACCCUCAUCAAUAACCCUAAUCACUACCACCACCCUUAACCCUCUUCCCCCUCUCACCAGAGGGAAGAGACAGUACCCCCCUGCAGCAGAAUGGGGAAUUCAGACGCCCUCCCCCUUCAAGAUAUGGACAGAUGUUCUGAAUGGGCUGGAGAAAGAACACUACUUUAUGGCUUUGUUGCAAGGCCCCUUUUGUUGGGGCCGGGGGGGUGUAGAUUUCAAUGUUGGACUGAAUGUUUGUUCCAUCACUGAAAAGAUUGAUGAAUGUGAAAAAAAAGGUCAGUUCUGGAGGCUAUUGAAUAAAAAUAUUGCAAUUCAGUGUAUUUGUCUGGUGGAAGUUGUUUAGGUACAUGUCAUAUACCCAUCCUGAGUGUCAAAGUACU